This is a messenger RNA of Molossus molossus (Pallas's mastiff bat), 1617 nucleotides long. RefSeq names its product hydroxyacyl-CoA dehydrogenase (gene HADH). Gene Ontology annotation, molecular function: NAD+ binding; (3S)-3-hydroxyacyl-CoA dehydrogenase (NAD+) activity. The transcript has 8 exons. Bases 39 to 983 code for a protein of 314 amino acids. Gene Ontology annotation, cellular component: mitochondrion. The record is from RefSeq and is a predicted model, not a curated record. Gene Ontology annotation, biological process: fatty acid beta-oxidation. Lineage: Eukaryota; Metazoa; Chordata; Mammalia; Chiroptera; Molossidae.
UACACGCCGUCAACGUCACUGCCCUUCACCUCUGCACCAUGGCUUUCGUGACCAGGCAGUUUGUGCGCUCCGUGUCCUCUUCGUCCACGGCCUCAGCCUCGGCAAAGAAAAUCAUCGUCAAGCACGUGGCGGUCAUCGGCGGCGGGCUGAUGGGCGCCGGUAUUGCCCAGGUUGCUGCCGCAACUGGCCACACAGUAGUGUUGGUGGACCAAGCAGAGGACAUCCUGGCAAAAUCCAAAAAGGGAAUUGAGGAAAGCCUUAAGAAAAUCGCCAAGAAGAAGUUUGCAGAAAACCCCACGGCAGGUGGUGAAUUUGUGGAGAAGACCAUGAGCAGCAUAUCGACCAGCACGGACGCAGCAUCCAUAGUCCACAGCACGGACCUGGUGGUGGAGGCCAUUGUGGAGAACCUGAAGGUGAAGAACGAGCUCUUCCAGAGGCUGGAUAAGUUUGCCCCAGAACACACAAUCUUUGCCAGCAACACUUCGUCUUUGCAGAUCACGAACAUAGCCAAUGCCACCACCAGACAGGACCGCUUCGCCGGGCUCCACUUCUUCAAUCCAGUGCCCAUGAUGAAGCUCGUGGAGGUUAUUAAAACACCAAUGACCAGCCAGAAGACAUUUGAAUCUCUGAUAGACUUCAGCAAAAGCCUGGGAAAGCAUCCUGUUACUUGCAAGGACACACCUGGGUUUAUUGUGAACCGUCUGCUUGUGCCAUACCUCAUGGAAGCAAUCCGGCUGUACGAACGAGGUGACGCUUCCAAGGAAGACAUCGACGUUGCAAUGAAGCUGGGAGCUGGGUACCCCAUGGGCCCAUUUGAGCUUCUCGAUUACGUGGGUCUGGAUACUGUAAAGUUCAUCAUGGACGGGUGGCAUGCGAUGGAUUCACAGAACCCCCUGUUUCAGUUGAGCCCAUCCUUGGACAAGAUGGUUGCAGAGAAGAAGUUUGGCAGGAAGACUGGAGAAGGGUACUACAAGUACAAGUGACGCGGGCCCUGCGGCCCCGGGAAGGCCCUGCCAGCCCGCACCGCAGCUGCCCGCGGGCCGAAGGAACGCUCUGGCCCGCCGCACUCCCACGCAGCCGCAGCGGAGUGCUCGAUUGGGAAUGAAUUCCUUUUUUAGUCUGUUCCUUUCUGUGUAUUUUCUAAAAAGCUUUACACCCUCGGUGCCUUGGAGCAAACAUUUCUUUGGAACCUCGUCACUUUCGUAAAGCAUUGCCAAACCGAUUCACUCGUGGAGGGGAAGCACUUCCUCCGAGCGGGCUGGGCCGGGGCCCACGGAGGGCCCAGGCCGUCCCUGUCGUCGGGAGGUGCGUGCGGAGGUGCUGUGCGCAGCACGGCCUCUCCCCGCGGGAGACCCUCCCCGGCCUGCGGAGCGCAGGGCAGGGCACGUGUCUGCCGCCUCAGUAUCAGCAUCGCAUCGAGACGCAGCUGCUGACCUGCGGGACCGUCUCCAAGGGCCCGGCCUGCAGGGCGAGGUUCCCUUCGCACCCGAAACCUGAAUGAGUAGGAAUGAUGAGUAUGAUCUCAUGAUUUUUCAUAAGAAAUCAUCACUGCGGACUGUCUCUCCAUCAGCUCUAAUAAACAAUCUUUUAAUCUGUGAAAAUUUGAAUUGAAAUAAA